AUGCCGUCCGAAGACCCCAAUGAAGCCAUAAGGCCAGACUUUGCUUUGGAUGAAUAUCAAGAAGCGCGUCAGCAAUUAGUCGAAGACGGCAUUACUGCGGAGCAAGCCGCUUGUUUGCUAGCAGCGCUAUGGACCAUCAACAACAAUGCUGAUAAGGAAUGUUGGGCACUCAAGCAACGUCAAGCGAGGCUCACCCGUCAGAGGGAAGAAGACGAAGAAGAAGAGCGCCUGCAACAGCUCAGAGAGGAGCAGGAAGCAGCUCGCCUAGAAGAAAGGAAGAAAAAUAAAAACAAGUACGCACCGCUCGUGCGUGGUAAGGUCCCAUCCGAUCCAACCAUACUUCCUGCCCAAUACGCGACACGCAAGCUGAAAGCUGGCGAUUACUGCGAGCUUCAUUACUUCACCAACAGAGGCCUGGACGAGGCCAAAGCAUCCAACCUGAUAGCGGAGCCGGAUGCGUUAGUCAUGAUUCCAUCCACGGACGGCCUACAUUCGUGGGUACCAGCCGCAGCAGUGAAAGAUCCCAAAGCUGCUCCGGUAGUCAAGGAUGAGAAUCUUACUUGGGAGGAAUUCAACGAAGCUGCCCCCCACAUGAUCUCCAUGAUG
This is a messenger RNA of Suillus fuscotomentosus, 606 nucleotides long. RefSeq lists its product as uncharacterized. The annotation marks the transcript as partial. The transcript has a single exon. The record is from RefSeq and is a predicted model, not a curated record. NCBI's taxonomy places the organism in Eukaryota, Fungi, Basidiomycota, Agaricomycetes, Boletales, Suillaceae.